AUGAGGCUGGAGAGAGGGGGUUCAGAGCUGGAAGAGGAAGAUGGAACUGGUUCCGAACACGCCGGAACCCGGCGCCGGGCGACGCUGGGUCACGUGGCCGACGGCCCCGUCGCGUGCGUCAACGUGGCGUUCGGGCGACUGGCCGAGUGGCCCCGCCACCUGCGUCACCUGUGCAGCCGAGCUGCCGACAUGGAUCUGGGGCCGAUGCGCAAGAGUUACCGCGGGGACCGAGAGGCAUUUGAGGAGGCGCAGCUGACCUCUCUGGAUCCCCUGAAGCAGUUUGCUGCCUGGUUCGAGGAGGCUGUUCAGUGUCCUGACAUAGGGGAAGCCAACGCCAUGUGUCUGGCUACCUGCACCAGAGAUGGGAAGCCCUCUGCCCGCAUGGUGCUGCUGAAGGGCUUUGGCAAGGAUGGCUUCCGCUUCUUCACUAACUUCGAGAGCCGAAAGGGAAAAGAGCUGGACUCUAAUCCCUUUGCUUCCCUUGUCUUCUACUGGGAGCCCCUGAACCGUCAGGUGCGUGUGGAGGGCCCUGUGAGGAAGCUGCCAGAGGAGGAGGCCGCGUGCUACUUCCACUCCCGCCCCAAGAGCAGCCAGAUUGGGGCUGUGGUCAGUCACCAGAGUUCCGUCAUCCCUGAUCGGGAGUAUCUGAGAAAGAAAAACGAGGAAUUGGAGAAGCUGUACCAGGAACAGGAGGUGCCGAAGCCAAAAUACUGGGGUGGCUACAUCCUGUACCCACAGGUGAUGGAAUUCUGGCAAGGCCAAACCAACCGCCUGCACGACCGGAUCGUUUUUCGGCGGAGCCUCCAGACAGGAGACGCCCCUUUGGGGCCCAUGACCCACCGAGGGGAGGAAGACUGGCUCUACGAGAGGCUUGCUCCCUGACUCCCAGGCUGCGGUGCCCACGGGAGGGGAGCGAGGACCAGCUAUUCAACAUUGGACAUGGGGAGACCCAGAGCCUGCUCCCUGGAGCCACGUUGUGAGUGGC
Molecule: messenger RNA, 985 nt
Organism: Eptesicus fuscus (big brown bat)
Lineage: Eukaryota; Metazoa; Chordata; Mammalia; Chiroptera; Vespertilionidae
Gene: PNPO
Product: pyridoxamine 5'-phosphate oxidase
Exons: 9
Coding region: 1-882 (293 amino acids)
Biological process (GO): pyridoxal 5'-phosphate biosynthetic process; pyridoxine biosynthetic process
Molecular function (GO): FMN binding; pyridoxamine phosphate oxidase activity
Source: RefSeq, a predicted model, not a curated record